Molecule: messenger RNA, 5211 nt
Organism: Chelonia mydas (Green sea turtle)
Lineage: Eukaryota; Metazoa; Chordata; Testudines; Cheloniidae
Gene: PRDM8
Product: PR/SET domain 8
Exons: 9
Coding region: 2237-3979 (580 amino acids)
Biological process (GO): regulation of DNA-templated transcription
Cellular component (GO): nucleus
Molecular function (GO): protein binding
Source: RefSeq, a predicted model, not a curated record
GAGGCUAAAGGAGAGGAAAGUUGCAUUGCACCGAAGAGUCCAGUUGUGCUCCCAGACGCUUUGACUGUUGUGGACAGUGUGUUACGGUUGGGGGGAGGAGGGCGAGAGAUCGAUGUAGGAAUAACAGGGGCAGACAAGAGGCAACUGAAAAGCGACAACGUCCAACUUUUUGUGCCUCUCCGUUUCCCUCCGCACAGGGAGGCUGGGCUCGCUCUGCUUUGCUUUGCUCCUGCUCUUCGAGGGGGAGAAAACUGGCCCCACGCCGGGCAGUUGUUUCAGGCGGAGGCUUGCCCCUCCAGCUCCCCGUGGCCAGCAGGGCUGGCCCGGUUCCCCGCUCGCCAUCCGCUCCCUGAGCUCGCCCAGCUCGCGCCGUGGAGGGGACCUGGGCGCGUCUCCCCACCACCCCCCACCCAAGCCCCGGCUCCUUGUCCAGUCUCGCCCCGGCUUCCCUCCGGCUCCUGCCCAUCCCGUCCUUCCCUGCGGACUAGGCGGCUCCGGAUGGCGGCUCCACCCGCAGCCCCGGCCCCCGAGCGCCCUGCCCGGCUGCGGGGGCAGGAGCCGGGUCCCCGCCCCGGGAGCGGGCGGCGGCGCGCGAGGGUACCAACGAAGAUAAUGGAGGGUCGAAAUAACAGAUGACUCGAUGGAACGAACUAGCGUCCAGAAUUCCGCAAGAAGCUGGGGAGUCUCAUGUACUUGCUUGCUACGAAGGGCAGAAAUGGGUUAAACAACAUUGUCACCGUUAAUUGUUGGCAUCAGAUUAAUACUGUGCCGGGGUCGCAUUAUUAAACCAACCAGGAUACAGAUACACAAGGCAAACUAAAGGUUUCAACUGCUAUUCAGCGCCUCCUCAUUUGUCCCGGAGCCCUAACAGUGGUGCCUUUUCUUUCCUGGCUGCUUUUCCCUGCUUCUGGAGCAGCAGUUAUGGUAGAAGCAGAUGGCUACUGAUUGGGGGCUUUCACCUAUGGCUGCGUUGUACCAAGCGGAUCUGGGUUGGCUUCCCGACGGGACAAAGCCUUGUGAGAGAGAGCUCCGGGAGUCUCCUCGCCCCAGUGCUGAGAGGUCAGUGACAAAGCAGGGCGCUGUCCCAUCAGAACCAUCCUGCUCUCCCUGCGCUGCUGCGAGGGAUGCAGGGAGGCGCAGGUCAGUGGGUGAGGAGUUGUCCUGGUCCCUUCUUUUUCUGCGUUCUCGGCCACACUGCGAGCCCCAAGCGGGGCAGAACCCCUUCCUGAGGUGACCCAAGGAGACCCUGAGGCGUCAACUUCCGACACUGCUAUAAAGCCAGAAGAGGAACACCCCCCCCCCCAUUGCUAUCACUACGCUCUCCUCAUAACUUUUCAGACCCCCUCCGGAUGUGCAGAGCCUGGUCUAACACCGCCCCCCCUUGCUAUUCCUUACUGCUAAAGUGUGUUUAUUCAGAGGAAAGCCACUUGUUUAUUCCAGGGCUAAAGAAGAAAGGUUCCAAGCAGCGAGGAAGCAUCCAAAUAUCCCAGACGAAACGGGGGAAAAUUUAUUAUAUUUCAUUUUAGAAAAACAUUACAUAUAGCUUUCAUGGUCUCUUUGCAUCAGAAGAGAGAGUCUCCCAGGGGAAGGACCCUGAGUAAAUUCACGCUGGAGGAAACUGAAUGCCAAGCCCAUCUUACUGUGGGCAAGAGGUCCUUUUGGUUUCUAAAAUUAAAGAAAAAACAACAGCAAUAGACAACAGAAUUGCCUAUCACCUGGAAAGACACUUGCAAGCCAAGUCAGCGCCAAGGCUCUUCCUUGCAUUGUAAGACCAAACCCCGUUGGCUGAAAAGUAACAUUUCCGAAAGUCAGAGUCCUGUCUCGCUCGUUUUAGAUCCCAAAGUUUAAUAGUUGGUGGAAUUCCACACAGGGCUUUAACGAUCCAGAGGAUAACUCCCCAGAAAGGGACCUUUGCUGAAUAAACAAGAGGAGAAAAAAUUCUGCAAGCGCACCCGGGGCCCAAAGCCAGGGAGUGGAUUGUAAAUGCAGCGAGAUACUUGCAAACAGAGCACCCAGGACAGCAGCCCGACCCUCUCCCACUGCCAUGGAAAUACACUGAUACCACAGACCCUGGGGGGAACACGGAGCGCAGCUCAGCCUUCGCCACUUUCUGCUUUCCUGGCGUUUGGGAUUAUAUUCUGACCUGAUUCCUGCCAGAGACUGGGAUGCUCGUACAUAGUACCUGUACACUUCACAAGUCACAUUUGACUGAAUCUCUCCCCUUGUAGAACAAGUGAUGGAGGACGCCGGCGUUCAAAAGGGUAUAUGGGACGGAGACGCCAAGGCAGUCCAGCAAUGUUUGACGGAUAUUUUCACCAGCGUUUACACCACCUGCGAUAUCCCGGAAAAUGCUAUCUUCGGCCCUUGCGUACUCAGCCACACUUCUUUGUAUGACAGCAUCGCUUUCAUAGCGCUUAAAUCCACUGACAAGAGAACCGUCCCUUACAUAUUCCGGGUGGACACUUCAGCAGCAAAUGGCUCCUCCGAAGGUCUAAUGUGGCUCCGUCUGGUCCAGUCAGCCAGAGAUAAAGAAGAACAGAACCUAGAAGCUUACAUCAAAAAUGGACAAUUGUUUUAUCGGUCCCUUCGCAGGAUUGCCAAAGACGAGGAGUUACUAGUUUGGUACGGGAAAGAACUGACGGAAUUACUGUUGCUCAACACCGCCAGAUCCCACAGCAAGAUGAACGGGUCGCCCCCGUACUCCUGCCUGGAGUGCAGCCAGCGUUUCCAGUUCGAGUUCCCCUACGCGGCCCACCUGCGGUUCCGCUGCCCCAAGCGACUGCCCAGCUCGGAGCCCGAGGAGCCGCGCGGCAAGGACAGCGGCAAGGAGCCGGCGGCCAGCCUGGGGCCCGGGGCCACCAAAUACUGCAAGCCCGGCGGGCCGCUCCACCCGAACUACCCCAGCCCCCAGGACAGGGACAGCAACAGCAACGCCAAGCCCUCCACGGACUUCCACAACCUGGCCCGCGAGCUGGAGAACUCCCGGGGCGGCGGCGGCAGCUCCCCGCGCCGCAGCCCGCCCGCGCCGCCGCCGCCGCCGCCCCCCCAGGCCGGCGCGGGCAGCAAAGCCAAGCGGAAAUACCCGGAGGAGCCGGGCGAGGAGCGGGGCCAGGGGGCCGGCCGGGGCCGCUUGCCCUCCUCCCCCAAGGAGGACCUGGUGUGCACCCCGCAGCAGCAGUACCGGCCGGCGGGCAGCUACUUCGGCCUGGAGGAGAGCGGCCGCCUCUUCGGGCCGCCCAGCCCGGAGACGGGCGAGGCCAAGCGCAGCGCCUUCGUGGAGGUGAAGAAAGCCUCGCGCGGGCUGGAGGCCGAGGGCGGCGAGGAGGCGGCGGCGGCGGAGCAGCAGCAGCCGCAGCCGCAGCGCGCCUCGCCCGCGGGCGCCGGGGACCCGCUGCUGGGCGCCCGGCCGGGCGGGCCGCUCUCCGGGGGCAGCCCGGCGCGGGGCAGCGCCUUCACCACGGUGCCGCAGCUGGGCAAGGCGGAGGAGCGGAAAAGCGCCUUCUCCCAGCCGGCCCGCUCCGCCUUCCCCCACGUGGCGCCGCUCGGGCUGGCCCAGAAGCUGGGCGAGCCCUGCCCGGAGGCCGCCGCCCGCCUCUACCCGGCCGACCCGCUGGCCGCCGAGCUGCCCGGCGCCGGCGGGGCGCCCAAGCAGAGCCCCUUCCUCUACGCCACCGCCUUCUGGCCCAAGAGCUCGGCGGCGGCCGGGCCGCUCCAGCUGCAGCUGCCCUCGGCCCUGACCCUGCUGCCGCCCUCCUUCACCUCGCUGUGCCUGCCGGCCCAGAACUGGUGCGCCAAGUGCAACGCCUCCUUCCGCAUGACCUCCGACCUGGUCUACCACAUGCGCUCCCACCACAAGCGGGAGUACGCCCUGGAGCCGCUGGUCAAGCGCCGCCGCGAGGAGAAGCUCAAGUGCCCCAUCUGCAACGAGUCCUUCCGCGAGCGCCACCACCUCUCCCGGCACAUGACCUCCCACAACUGAAUGCCCCCCCCCGCCCCCCCGGUGUAUAGUGACACACACACACACACACACACACACCCAGUGCAACCCUCCCGGGAGCCCAACGCACCGUGGCCCUCCUCAGCCCAUCGCUGGGCAGGCACUGCGGGGGGUGGGGGGGGUCUGGAUCCCAGUGGGCCUUCGUUUUCCAAGCUGAUUUGGGGUGUUUCAGAGAUGGGACCCGCUGCUGCUGGUGAGAGAGACAAGCUUGCCCGCUUACCUAGGGUGGCCAGAUAGAAAGUGUGAAAAAUGGAGACGGGUGGGGGGGAAAUAGGCUCCUAUACAAGAAGAAACCCCGAUUAUUGGGACUGGCCCUAAAAAAAUGGGGACAUCUGGUCACCCUAAGCUUACCCAGAGCUCUUCUUCAGGUUUUUUUUUUUUGGGGGGGGGGGGUUGGUUUUUUUUAGCAACCCACCUGAGAUGCCAAGGUCAGCUCCCCACUUGCCAAAAUUGGUCAACCUUCAUUGUCCUGGAUGGAGCUAUGAUAAUUUACAUCAGUGGAGGAUCUAUCUGGCCCUUGAUUUUCAGAAGGCAGGUGCCUACUACUUUCUGAAAGUCAGGCCUCUUGAAGGUGUUUCUGUUUGAACAAACACCCCAAAUCCUUAGUCGCUUUUGAAAGUGUGGGCCUUUACCUUGCAACAUACCAGACCAACCGGGGGAAGGGUUGGAUUUUUUCUUUCUUUCUUUCUUCUGUUCGAAUGCACGCAUUUUCACUUUCCCAAAAAAAUAAAUAAAAAUAAAAAAACUUUAAAACUAAUAAAGUACAUUUUUUAAAAUGUCAUAUAUUGCAACAUAUUGAUGCAUUUGUCAUACCUUUCUACUUAAAUUAUUAAGCACUUAUGGUUUAGAUGUAAUAAUUAUAUGUAAGGGUAAAUUUUUAUUUUAGAUAUAAAGUAAAAAAAGGAAGGAGGAUGCAAUGCUUUCUGCAUUUGAUGACAGUUUGUGUUCUUUAAAAAAAAAAUAAUCAAAGGACUUGACUCUAUUUAAGUUUCCAAGGGGGAAGUGCAUGUAUCAUGAAAUGAUUAUGGACUUCAGUGCAGAAUAUCCUCAAUUCUGUAAAUAUGUAUUUCCUUUUAAUACAAAGUGUAAUUUUGUGCCAGUGAAAUUAAGUCUGCAUAGUUAUGUGUUUCUUUUUUUUCCCUUAAAAAGAUUUUAUUCAACUUUAUAGUUUAUCUGGGUAUGUUGGAUGCUUUGACAAUAAAUGACUUUAUUUU